Molecule: messenger RNA, 2016 nt
Organism: Aspergillus oryzae RIB40
Lineage: Eukaryota; Fungi; Ascomycota; Eurotiomycetes; Eurotiales; Aspergillaceae
Product: fungal specific transcription factor domain-containing protein
Exons: 4
Coding region: 1-2016 (671 amino acids)
Biological process (GO): positive regulation of transcription by RNA polymerase II
Cellular component (GO): nucleus
Molecular function (GO): DNA-binding transcription factor activity; transcription cis-regulatory region binding
Source: RefSeq, a predicted model, not a curated record
AUGCCCUGCGAGAUUGUUCUCAAGAUCCUGAUCGCGUAUUCCGCCGUCCAUUAUUCUCUAGAGCAAGAGCGGAUGACGCGAAUGACUGUCGAUAGCCUCGGUCGGCAAUCCGCGACUGCCGCGUUGACCAAGCUGGAUGGCGAGCACGGACGAGCGGACUCACGCUGGGAGCAAGAUCCAUUUCAAGGCCCUUUCGGAAUCCUGAGGCUAUCGCCGAGCGCGACAUCUCCAGGUGGCCAUGAUGCAUCUCAGCCAGACCGGGGCGAGUCAUCUCAGGCGGACUGGGACUUCCUCUGGCCUUCUCUGGACUCCGCUCCUACCAUUGCAGAGGAUAACCACUUGUUUGAUGGCCUUUACGACAUAACCGAAGAUGUCGAAGACGUGCCUAGAGCGGAUUUGUCGUUAGAAGUUGACCCAAUGCUGGACAAUCUGGAGGUGCUAUUACCAGGCCCUCUAGGCAUCAUUUCCGAUGAGCUUGUCGGUCAACAAACUCCUCUACAAACAUCUCUAAUACCCAACCCCUCCCUGGCACUAUCAAGGAGCAAGUAUAUUCCAUCACAGGCACCGGAACUACUCCGAUAUUUCAAAGAGAACAUCAUCUCCCUAUCAUUCCCGUUGAAGAAUUGUCGGAAAUGUCCCUGGCAGGCAAUCCAUCUUCCCACUGCAAUGAGUACAUAUGCAGAGCUCAGUAUCCAGCAGACCGCUAGUCAUACGAGGCUCUCCUUAUUCUACUCACUGCUUGCCGCCAGCUGUCUCCAUAUGCUUUCACGUAAUCCAAACGCCGUAGACUUGAACACGUCAUCAAAGGGGUAUAAAGAAAUAGCCAAACAACAUCUCGAGCUAGCCCUCAAUGAGGAAGUUCUUGGACCAAGACGUGCCAAAUAUAAGGAGCUGUUGAUGGCUGUUCUUUCUAUGGUUAUGCUCUCGAUAUUUCACGGAGAAAACUCCAAUGCUCAAGCCUUCCUAGUCGACGCAGAGUAUCUCAUUCGCAUACGAGGGCUGCCUAAGCCACACAAGUCACUCAAAGUCCGCUCCCUUCAUCAUGUCUAUACGUACAUACGUAUCAUGGCUGAGAGCACGUGCGGCUGCGCACUCCUUGAUAUAUGCCCGGACCGCCCUAGUUCCAGCUUACUAGCGAUUGAAUCCUCCCCUCUCUCCCUACGAAGCUUCCGUGUGGCGCAUGAUAGUCUGGACGAGGAGAUUGAUCUCAGCUUACAGAAAAGCGACGAAGUUGGCCACAACGACAUCCAUCUAGAGGUGAUGGGCCAAUGGAGAGACACACUCUACCCAGAUAUCUACGGUGUUCCGGAGUCGUUGAUGACUCUUCUCUCGCAGACGAUCCGCAUUGCCAACGAACGAGAGUUACUGCAUCGCAGCGCUACGGUUGACACCAACGUACUACAGGAUCUGGAAAAACGCGCGAGCCUCCUUGAGCAGUACAUCCUGUCCUGGGAGCUACCGUCCCGCCCCUAUCCCUCCUUAAUAAGCCAUUCGGCCAUUGAGGGUAGCGAGGACAGCGACAAUCAUACAUCCCAGCUAUUGAUGCGAGCAAUGCAUCAAGCUCUAAUCCUAUUCUACUAUCGUCGGAUUCCUAACAUAAGCGCCCUGAUUCUCCAAGAUACCGUCCGGAAAUGUCUGGAUUUCCUGCGGCGCAGCGACAACGCACGUGCUGACAGUGUGUCGAAUGAUACCGCGAUUCUUUGGCCUGGCUUUGUCGCCGCCUGUGAGGCGUUAGACCCUGACUUGCAGCGCGGGUUGCUAGACUGGUUGGUCACCACUGGCCAGCGUACAUCACUCUCUUCUUUUUCGGCCGCGGCGAAGACUGCACAGAUGAUUUGGAACGCGCGCGAUCAGGCGAAGGAUUAUACGCUGAGUUGGUUUGAUGUUCUGAAGCAUGAGCGAUAUAUCAGCCACGACUACAUGAAUGAUGAGUAUAGUAGGAUGAAUCCAGCGUUCGGUAGUCGAAUGUCUCCAGCAAGAGUCAAGAACAUCCUUUUCAGCUCGAGUCGAUUCUAA